Molecule: messenger RNA, 1536 nt
Organism: Aspergillus costaricaensis CBS 115574
Lineage: Eukaryota; Fungi; Ascomycota; Eurotiomycetes; Eurotiales; Aspergillaceae
Product: FAD-dependent oxidoreductase
Exons: 2
Coding region: 1-1368 (455 amino acids)
Molecular function (GO): FAD binding; monooxygenase activity
Source: RefSeq, a predicted model, not a curated record
AUGAUGCAGCCCACCCCUGUUCCUCGUGAUAUCCUCAUCGUCGGCGCCGGCAUCGCGGGUCUGGCCAGCGCCAUCUCUCUCGCCAAGGAACUGGCUUCCUCCAUCCCCGACCUCAAAAUCUCCGUCUUCGAAGGCGCACCAGGACUAUCUGCUUCAGGGGGCGCUAUCAGCCUGACCCCAACGGCGCAGAACUAUCUCGACAAGCUGGGCGUCUUGUCCGAACUCAAUCGCAUGGGCAGUGAAGCCGGCAUCGAAGUCGAUCUCAUUGAACUCUUCUCCCUCCGCUCAGGUCGUAGACUGGGGCCUCUCAAAUUCACCGACGAGAAUGGCUUCGGUUACGGUGGCUAUAAGGGCCGUCGAGUCAUGCGAAAUGCCCUCUCGCGCGCCAUGUUAUCCGUCAUCCAAAAUCACCUUCCUUCGGUUUCCGUCUACUUCAACAAGAAAGUGGUAGGCGGCACCACAACCGACUCCUCCGUCACCUUAUCUUUCGAAGAUGGCUCCUUCGCUACCGGAGAUCUUGUUCUGGGCUGCGACGGCGUCCACUCUAUCACGCGCACUCGCAUUGUCGAUCCCGGCAACCGCUCCGAAUACACCGGCAUCUCCUUCAUCCAGAGCGUCUCUGACGCCCACGAUCUCCCCGUCCCCAUGCAUUUCAACCAGACCGCCAUCCACCUCACCCGUCACAGUUCCCUUCUUACCAGCUACUGCGAUCCUGAUCGCCAGAAGAUCUUCUCCGCCGCCAUCCUCCGCGUGAACGAACACCUCAUUGAGCGCUACCAAGCUACUUCGAAAAGCGAUUGUCCCGAACAAGCCAGCAUGAAGAUGUCCAUUCGCUAUCUGGUGCGCACACAGUUCGCCAAAUCCGCCCUUCCUAGCAUCCGCGCACUCCUCGACCACACUGAAGAUUGGGCUUUGUACCCGGUAUAUCAAGUCCGGCAACGAGGGAAAUGGCACAAGGGACGGAUUCUUCUCCUUGGGGAUGCUGCGCAUGCGAUGCCUCCCCGCGACGAAUCCGCCGCAUACUCCAUCGAAGACGCCCUCAUCUUCACACAAAUCUUCUCCCGCAACCUGCACGCACCUCUCUCCACGACCUUCCAAGAAUACGAGUCCCUGCGCCGCGAGCUCGUCAACAAAGUUUUUGACGCCUCCCGCCGUCUCUGGCAAAGUGAUCUCGACAAGGGAUUGUUCCCGGGCCACGUUCGCGAACUCAUGUCACCAGUGCACAUGUCGCCGGGAGACAACCUCCCGGCGCCAACGACAACGAUAGCAUCAGCAAGGCCGGGCAUUCCAGCGGCCACGCAUCAGAGUUUCUCGGAUCUGUCGGUGUACUCGUUGACCCGGGAGUUCCAAGGGGAGAUUGAAUCUUAGUUGAUUUGAGCUAUGGAUAGAUACGAGGAUGGCAUAUAGAGGUGUUUACAAGGUCCUUACUUCGGGUUUAUUUUCUCGUGCGGGUACGUAAUGUUUAUUUCUUCACACGGAUGGAUCAUAGAAAGGAAUGGGAUCUGGAAUGGGACAGGACAGGACAGGACAUAUGGC